ACCAGGGUACUGAACGUGUGCAACAGAGACGUCUUUUGGGAUUUGAUUGGAGUCGAGGUGGUGUCUCGGUUCCCGUAACCUCGCCCCCCAGGUGUCCCUCCUCGCCCCCAGGUGUACCCCAAAGCCAGGCACCAGGGAGAGCCACACCGAACACACAACUCCACUUGGGUUUAUUUGUAAUUGUUUAUUUGUUUGCAAUUUAAGAACCCCGGCAGUAGCUUUGCAGUGUCUACCUCCAGUUUUAUGGAUAUGGAGCUGCUGUGUUUAGAGGACGACAGUUUUAGUGAACACCCCGCCGGUAAGAGCCAGACCGUACCGGUGCUCCGUGCGAAAUCGGACCCGGUAUUGUUCAGGGACAAGCGGGUCCUCCGAAACCUCCUCUCUCUGGAAGAGAAGGUCCCGCAGCGGCCCGCCUGCUUCGGCACCGUCCAGCGAGAGAUACAGCCGGGUAUGCGCAGGUUACUAGCGCUGUGGAUGAUACAGGUGUGCGAAGAUCAGAAAUGCGAGGAGGAGGUGUUUCCGGCAGCCAUGGAUUACCUGGACAGGUACCUGUGCUGUGCACCUGUGCGGAAGGAGCACCUGCAGCUGGUGGGGACCGUCUGCAUGUUCCUGGCCUCCAAACUCCGCGAGACCGUCCCCCUGACCGCGGAGAAGCUCUCCAUCUACUCAGACAGUGCGGUGUCUGUGCGCGAGCUGCUGGAGUGGGAGCUGGUGGUGGCCGGCAAGCUGAAGUGGGACCUGGCGUCUGUGGUGGCUAGCGAUUUCCUGCAACUCAUUCUUCAGAGGCUGCCCCCCCUGCCCAGCGCCAGCCAGGCCCUGGUCCAAAAGCACGCCCACGUCUUCAUUGCCAUGUGUGCCAUAGAUUUGAAGUUCUGGAUGUGCCCGCCCUCCAUGAUCGCGUCGGGCAGCAUCGCAGCUGCGAUUCGUGGGCUUGAGAUCCCAGGGCCCGCCUUCUCCAAUGACUCGCUGCUGGAGCGACUCGCUACAAUCACAGCGACCGACGUGGACUGCCUGCGAGCCUGCCUGGAGCAAAUAGAGAACGCACUCCAGUACAACCUGCCCAAGGAGGGCAGCCUGUCGGGGAGCCCCGAGCACAACACCACCAGGACCCCCACCGACCUCUGGGACGUGCUCCUCUCCCCGAGCCCAGCCAGAGAGCCGGAGGCUGGGGAGGAUUCUGUACCCACUGCCUGAUGCACGCGGCGGACAGGCACAGAGAAACAAGAGGGUGAAGCACAAGCACUGCCAGGGUGCAGGACUGAGAAUGCAAUCUACGACAUUUUGUAGCGUACUGUUCCUGUUACAUCAGUCCUGCCCCCAGGGGGGGGGGUGUGUGUGGUCCCCCCCCCUCCCCAGUCAAUGCACUGAAGUUGUUUAAGUUUUUGCUGUUGUGUCAAUGUUUUAUAGCUUCAGAAAAAAAUAUAUAAUACAAACCAAAAAAAAGGCUGUAUUAGAUGUUGAAAUUUUGUACCGGUUGGCUUUUGUUUUUGUAAAGCCGUUGUUCUCAGUGGUUCAGGGUUUAUGCGGCAGGGAGCUGCUGUUUCCCAUAAGCCUGCCUGAGUGCUGUAAUACCGAGCCAGGGCCAGUCUAGCAGCAGGCUGGGUGCUCAGUUUAUAAAAGGAACCCCCGUCUCACCUCUUGCACCGCAGUCUCUGCUGCAUGUCACUAUAGUUCUGAACCCCCCCCCCCCAAAAGAAAAGCUGCUUUUGGUUAAGGUUUCAAACUGAAAUUAAUAAAAAAAAAAUUAAAAAAGCUGGUCAGUCAUUGCAUUUCUUUUCAUGUCUCUGUCUUCUAGCAGAACAGUCUAUACCCAGUACCUGAAACCUCGGUUUGUGUUUAAACGCAGUGUUAGCUCUGCAAGACCAAUGCAAAUUCAACUUUUAAUCAGG
Polyodon spathula (Mississippi paddlefish) is the source of this 1889-nucleotide messenger RNA. Its product is annotated as G1/S-specific cyclin-D2-like. Gene Ontology annotation, biological process: regulation of cyclin-dependent protein serine/threonine kinase activity; positive regulation of G1/S transition of mitotic cell cycle; mitotic cell cycle phase transition. Bases 244 to 1194 code for a protein of 316 amino acids. Gene Ontology annotation, cellular component: nucleus; cyclin-dependent protein kinase holoenzyme complex; cytoplasm. Gene Ontology annotation, molecular function: cyclin-dependent protein serine/threonine kinase regulator activity. Lineage: Eukaryota; Metazoa; Chordata; Actinopteri; Acipenseriformes; Polyodontidae. The record is from RefSeq and is a predicted model, not a curated record. The transcript is spliced from 5 exons.